Molecule: messenger RNA, 2851 nt
Organism: Camellia sinensis
Lineage: Eukaryota; Viridiplantae; Streptophyta; Magnoliopsida; Ericales; Theaceae
Source: RefSeq, a predicted model, not a curated record
UCCACAUAUUUUGGAGGGAGUGAGAAAGAGAAGAAACAGAGUCUAUAGGGAGAGAGAGAGAGAGGUGGGUUUCUUUCUACUCUCUCUGUUUCAUCCACUUUCUAUGUUCUUGGUACAAUGGAAGCGCUUCUCGAACCGUGGAGUUUCAGUUGAGAGAGAAGGCACAGUUGUGGGAUAUACAUUCCCCUGUUCUUUGUUUUUCAGGGGAAAGUUUUUUUUGGGUGAAUAAUUUCAGAGGAAAGUUACCUUUUCUUUUAAAAGUUCUUUUUUUAGAAAUAUUUUCCUUCAAAACAAAAGGUUUUUCGUUCUUACUGUACUUUUUUUCCCAUCCAGUGGUUGUCAUUGUGAUUGAAUUUUGUCAAUAUAGAGACAAGAACGAGCGAUUCUAAUGAAUUCAGAUCAAGAAACAGGUGACAUUAUGUCCGGAAUUGAUAGGGAAACACUGUCACUGGUAUUGCAGUCCCUUACUGAGAUGAACUUCAGAAAAACUCAUCGCGUGCUCGAGAGCGAGUCAGGUGUCUUCAUUGACAUCAAGUAUGUUGAGGAGCUGGUGGCUACUAAAAAAUGGGAUGAGGUCACAAGAUACGUUUCUGGCUUCACCAAAUGGGAUGACAACCAUCAUUCUACUACCAUUAAUUUCAUUUUCUGGAGCUGGAAGUACUUUGAGGCAUUGGACAAGUGCAAUCUUCACAAAGCCACAGAUAUUCUUACGAACAAACUACAAGUUUUUUCUGAGUCUAAUGAAGAAUUAAUGAAGGAGAUGACCUUGAUAUUAAAAUGUCAUCUCAGGUUGGCUAACAGGGAGAUCCAAAGAAAGAAUCUGAAGGGAACGUUGUUCAAGAAGUGUUUGAAAGAACUUCCCAUAAUACACUUCCCUACCUUAGCAUAUUCAAAGCUAAAGCAUCUCUUUCUCCAAGGAAAUCCCAAUAAUUCUGAGGCUGGAUUAGCAUCACAAUCUGCAAAUUUGGCCCCAGAAGGUCAAAUUGAGCCGCGACUAACCAUAGUAAAACCAGUUCCAGAUCCCUUGAGCCGGCAGCUAAAAAACCUACGAACUAUAAAUCAGGAUCCCCCUUGCUUGUCAAGAAUUAGGCGCGAGACUGUGACCAAGAGCAAGGAUGUGAGGAAAAAUGUAAAUCCUAGAUUAGAUGAAGUUCGACCAAGCAAGAGGAUGAGGCUCAACGCACUUACUCAGCCUAAUCAAAUUUGGUCCAUUACAGUGUCUGAACCUCCAGAAACAAACAUGAUCAUAAGGUUGAUCUAUACAAAUUCUGGUAUGGGCCUUCUAGUAUUAGCAUCAAAUGGCAUUAAAAUACUCUGGAAGUUGCAAAAAGAUGAUACAAACCCGGACAACAAGGCAAAAACAACCAUGUACACCCUUCAAUUGUGGGAGCCAGGAGCAGGAAAACAAAUGAAAAAUGACUUUCCUGGCAUCAACUGUUUUGCCUUGACGAACAAUGAUAGUUUUCUCAUGUUAGCAUCUGGAGGGUCAAUGACCUUGUUCGACACUACUGGCUCUGAGACUACAAAGGUUUUCAUGUGCCCGGCAUGUAAAGCGACUUGUCUGCUUUUCCACCCUCAGGACAACAAUGUCAUUUUUAUCGGCAUGGAUAAUUCAACAAUUCAGAUAUUUAAUGUGCAUUUGUCUAAGCAUAAAGUCAUUGCUGGUCACUGUAGAAGAAUCACUGGCCUAGGCUUUUCCACUAAGCAGAAUGUACUUGUUUCUUCUGCAGCAAAUUCUGAGAUUAUAGUGUGGGAGUACAGGGACUGUAAGUUCAAAGAAAUGAAGAAGCACAGCUUCUUGUGGUUUCAAGAUGAGAGCAUACUCAGAUCAAUACUGUGGGACACCCAGGUUCAGUUUCAUCAAGAUCAGAAACACUUCCUUGUGGUGACUGAAUUGAAAUUUGCCAUAUAUACAACAGAGCUAGAAUGUAAAAACCAGAGGUGUCUCCCAUUGGAUCUGUCAAAAAUGAUUGUCCAUGCAACAUUUUCAUGUGAUAGUCAGUUGGUGUACAUCGCGAUUAAGAAUGGAACUGUUGCCAUGUUUUCUUUUUCAAAUCUCCAACUACUAUGUGAGAUUCUUCGUGAUGCUUAUCUUCCGUCCAAUAUCAGUUCUCAUGCAUACCCAAUUGUGAUUGCUGCACAUCCGCAAAAACGCAACCAGAUUGCAUUAGGAUUCAGUGAUGGAAGGGUUAUUGUAAUUGAGCUACCUGAGUCUACAGCUCAACAACAUGUUGCGCCCUCACCUGUUGAGAGUGAGUCAACAAGAAGCAAAACUCAUACUGCACAACAAAUGACGAUGUUGCCAGCUCCUGGUGAAGCUGGAAGCAGUCGUCCAUCCUUUGAUGCAAACGUCGAGAUCACGAGUGGUGGAUUAGCAUUGCAAUCUUCUCAUUUGGUCCCCGCGGGUUGUCAAAUUGAGCCACAGCAAACCAUUGCAAGACCAGUUCCAGAUCCCUUGAGCUUGCAGCAGCGUAAUCUACCAACUAUAAAUCAGAAGGGAGGUUCACCUUUUAUGAGAAUCAACAAGAGGGGAAGAUUCGAAGUGCUUAGGCGUCCUAAUCAAGUUCGGUCCUUGACAGUCUCUGAACCUCUGAAAACAAACACGAUCAUGAGGUUGAUCUACACGAAUUCUGGUAAUGGGCCUUCUAGCAUUAGACUCAAAGCACACUAAUCUACUCUGGAAGUGGAGAAAAGAUGAAAUAGACAUCAAGGCAACAACCAUGUAUCCCCCUCAACUAUGGGAGCCGGAAGCAAGAAAAAAAAUGAAAAAUGACUUGCCUGACAUUGAACCCAAAGACCCCAUCAACUGUUUUGCCUUGUCCAACAACGAUAAUUUUCUCAUGUCAGCAAC